Messenger RNA from Mytilus trossulus (common blue mussel), 5416 nucleotides. RefSeq lists its product as uncharacterized. NCBI's taxonomy places the organism in Eukaryota, Metazoa, Mollusca, Bivalvia, Mytilida, Mytilidae. The coding region runs from base 257 to 4039 and encodes 1260 amino acids. The transcript has 29 exons. The record is from RefSeq and is a predicted model, not a curated record. Gene Ontology annotation, molecular function: lipid binding.
AUUUUAUGUUUCAAAAGUUUUAUUCACCGUCCUUACAUAUUUUACAUAUUUCUCACCUGUACGAUUACAGGUAGAAACGUAUUUCGAAGGUGAAGGACGUUACUGGAAAAAGUUGAAGUUCUAAAGCAAAGGAUGCAAUCAUGGAAAAAGUUUACUGGUGCUAGUGCAUGAUAUAAAAAACAAGUCGCUGGUGGUCAAGUAUUUGUAAAUUCAUGAAGCUAUGAAAAUCGUAGGCUAACAUUUUUUUAAAACAGCCAUGCGACGACAUAACAAAAAUCGUGAAUCGGAGAUUGUAAACACUGAGUCAAGGGACACAACUCUAUCAAAACUUUUAGGUGUUUAUAUACUUGUUUGUUUUGUUGUUUCUGCAUCUUGGGCCAUUGGACAUUACCAGUGUUCAUUUUUAUGGGUAUUUUUGUUGAUAAGUGGAUUGUUUGUAUUAUGGAAGACCAAAUUAACGAAUAUAGUGCAAAACAGAAUGUGCCAAGAGGAGAUAAGAAUUCACAGAAAGAGAGCACUUAGACAGAGUGAAACAGUAGAAUGGUUCAACUUUCUUAUAAAUAGAUGGUGGGUGUUUAAUGCUGAUACAAUAGAAGAAGUUGUAAAGAAGAGACUUGAAGACAGAUUAUAUGCAAUAAAACCUUCUUAUUUAGAUAAACUUAGUUUAGAAGUCUUUACUUUUGGUGACCACACUCCUUCCAUAAAAUAUAUCCGUACCUUUGAGUACAUGGAUGGAGUGCCAGGAGGCAGGAAACCAGUUUCAUGGGUUAAUAUCAAUACGCCACCCACAGGACUGGACAAAGUGUCAUCCUAUCAACUUGUAUGUGAAGUUGAUACACAGAAUCUAUUGGACCAGUUCCAGAUGGUUUUUGCUGCUAGAGUGGGUAGAGGAAGGGCUAGUUUAGGAUUUAAGAUAGCAGUUGAACAGCUGAGAAUGUCUGGUAUUCUACAGGUUGUUUUACAUAUGUCAAAAGACAUUCCAUUUCCUCACAUAUUAAAAGCUAGUUUGUCAUUCAUUGAUAAACCUGAGGUACAGUUUAAUCUAAAUGUUCUGAAAGCAGUGAACCUUACAGAGUUACCAUUGUUGAAGAAUUGGAUAUACGAUCAGGUGAUGGAUGGAUUGGCUAAAGCCAUGGUAGAUCCUGGACAGAUAAAUAUUCCUAUAGCUAGAGUUGGUGCUGUACAGUUAAAGAAACCAGGGGAAAACAAAGCACAGAAAUUAGCACAAGGAGUUCUGACAAUACAUAUUCUAGGGAAGCCAACUAAGAAUGGAGAUACAGAAGAUGUGCGUUACUCCACAUUACGACUGGGAGAACAGAAACGUACAACACAUGACGAGUUGGCCAUCAAUGAAUGGGAUGAUAUCUGCUCAUUCUUUGUUUAUAAUCUCAAAAAAGAAAAGAUAACAUUAAAAAGUAAAUGUCACAGACUGUUGAGUAAUGUCACACUACAACAACAUGUAAUAGAGUUGUCUUCCUUACCAUUUAAUCUGCAACAAAAUAUAAAUACAACAGUAGAGAAUACUGAUGGUAGUACAUAUGAACUAAAGUUACAGUAUACACCACUUCCUCAGGUAGAUCUAGAAAGACAACCAGAUAUACAAACAUCUGAUAACAAAUCUGGUGUAAUGUAUAUAUGUAUCCAUGGAGCCAGUAACUUGAUAGCUUCAGACAGAAAUGGGACCUCUGAUCCUUACUGUGUGGCAUUCUGUGACAGGAGAAGAUUGUUAACCACGCCUUUUGUGAAAAAUACGUUAACACCAAGAUGGGAUUCGAGUGUGGAAUUUUUUGUCAAAGAUUUUACGAAUGUUACGUUGUCAUUCUAUGUUUUUGAUUGGGAUGGAACCAAUAUUAUAGAAGAUGAUUUCUUAGGAUCAGCUUUCUGUACAGUAUCAGAGGAAGAGCCUGCAGUGAUAAGGAAACAGUUGACCUUGGGAUACAACAAAUCAUCUGAAGGUUAUGUCACAGAUGCAGCUUAUGGAAAGAUUGUGGUCUCUUUAGUGUUUAGACCUGUUACUUCAGUAGAGAAAUCAGAAAGAUACAGAGUAGCAAGCUUGAGUGACAGCGGGAAGAGAGAUUACUUGUAUAAUGAAGAUCUUGUAUCCCCUUCUUCUGCUCCUACAACAUCAAGAUCAUCCUUUCAUCGGAAUGACCAGGGAGGAGGACCAAAUCAUCAGACAUCUAAGAAAGUUACACUGGCUGAAUUAUACCCAACAACUAAAACUAUGGUAGAUUUGACAAUUCUUCAAGGCAGAGAUUUGAUUGCAAUGGACAGAAAUGGAUUUAGUGAUCCCUUCUGUAUAGUAAAGAUGGGAGAGAAGAGAUUACUGAAGACCACAGUGAAGAAGAAAACAUUAUUCCCUAAGUGGAAUGAGAGUACUACAUUUGAAUUCAAUGAUGAAAGCCAAAUGAUUGAAAUUCUGCUGUAUGAUAAAGAUUUUAUAUCAGAUGAUUUCCUGGGAAAAGCUAUGCUAUCUCUUGAUAAACUGAGAGAAAUUUCUUACAAGGACUCAUCAGAAUGGAUAAAGUUACAAAGAACUAAAUCUGGUAUGUUACAGAUCAAGUGCACUGUUACAACAAAUGGAGUUCCUAUGAAAAGAGAUAAUGAUACCAAUUCAAAUCCAGAAAGUGAGGUGUUUAAAUCUGAAACUACUCCAGCAUUACAGGCUAUGCCUGAUAGAUCUACAGAACAAAAUCACAAAAUGAAUGGUCAAGUUAGGAAAGAUAUGAAACCAGACAUCUUACCACAUGUUGAUGAACUUGAUUCUAGACAUCCUAUCAAGGAGGAAACUGUGGUAAUGAGACAUGAUUCUAAAGUGUCAUCUCAACCGCCUCCAAGUCAGGAAUUACAUGAUGAUGGAACAUCAGCAGAACCUAAAAAGAUAGAUACCUCGCUACAAAAUGGUAACCAUGAAAAAACUGAGAGCCCUCCUAAACAGAGAAAAAGUCAAACUUCUCCUCACCAGAAAAGAGUAGAGGGGGAGAAUCAGAGGACACCUAAACAACUUGGAAGUCCUGUUCCAUCUGAACAAAGUAAGUCCCCAACUGAGAGUAGGGGUAGAGUACAGGGAAGAGGGAGAAACUCCUCCCAACAUGUCGAAUCUCAGGCGGAUGGUAGUCCCUAUCAGCCAGGUCAUCCUCAUUACAUCCGUCACAGUAGUCCAUCACGACGUAGUCAUAGGACAUCAAGAGAAACAUUGAUUGAUAACCCAUCGACAGGUCCCUCUGUAGACUCAUACCGAUCAUCACCAUCAGGGCAGGGAGGUCGUAGAGGGAGAGAGAAUUCACAGAAGUCACCAUUGAUGAGGUCCCAGUCAGACAUGACAGUAAACAGUAGACCAGGGUACACAUCAUUAAUGCUUCCUGAUAGAGAGGGCAUGAAGCAUGGGGACUCAGGGGGUAAUAACUUCUUAAUUAAUAGAUGGAUGAAUUCAUUUACAUAUAGAGAAAAGGAUGACUCCUCUGAUGAGAGUAGUAGUCUUGUAGACCAUGAUAAAAUGUACAGUAUUAGUGGUGAAGUCCUGGAAGUCAGAGGACUACCAAAAUCUGUUAGUAAUUUCUACUGUAAAGUUAGACUUCAAAAUCCACAUACAAAGUUUAGAUUUGGGUCUAACAGUAGAGUGAUAGGAAAAUCAAAUUUAGUCAAAGCUGACAAUCCUGAAGUUAAUGCUAUAUUUGAGGUUGACAGAGGAGCUGGUACCAGUGUGGAUGCUUUAGUUAUAUUUGAUUUUUAUUUACAGGUUGACAGAGGAGCUGGUACCAGUGUAGAUGCUUUAGUUAUAUUUGAUAUAAAAGAUGGCAAGAAGCAGCAUGUGUCACAACAUUCCUUCACAAUUGGUCUGCUGUUCAUGGAUUACCAGGAAGGUGGAAUUACCAAAUGGUUAGCAUUGGGUCGUACAGGUGUAGAAGUUCUGGUUCACUUAAAGAAAGGAAAUCCAAACCCAAGGUUGAUGAGAAAACAUAAUAGGCAUAGUAUGAGGAUGCCAGGAGAGAAAAAAUAUCAGCAAAAUGAUGAUGAUUACAGACAGCAAUACCUUUGAGCUACUGCGGCAUUGUUUAUAAGAAGCAUUAGAUUCUCUGUUAUUUUAUUAUUAGAUAAUACACUUGUUUGCACAUAGAAACGUUAUUUUACCAACAUGUUUGAUACAGUAGGAUUUAGUUUGGAAUGAGUUAGAUGUAUAACAGUCAAAUUGUAAUGAAUAAUAGAUGGUUGUGUUGAUAUAAAUGGGAGACAACUAUACAGGUUUAUUUUCAUCUUAUGAUAAACAUUGCUUUAUGUAUCCUAUCUUUUUGCCCAUAUAGAUGGAAUCAAAAGACAACAAACAAUUUAGGAUAAAAAGCUGAUCAAUUUAAGCAUCUGGCAGGCUCAGGGGCCCCCAAAGUAGAUUUUUUUGGAGUGGAAUCUGUAAAAAGUCUGUAUAAACCAUAAAUAUAAACCAUAAAUAUAGCUUUAUUAUUUUCAAUAAAUAGUAUAAACAUUAUUGACCAAUGAAAACAAAUCAUUUUUUACCGUAAAAGUAGUAGACCAAUUUGUUGUAGACCAAGUUUUGAGAAGUUUUACCCAUUAUUGCUUGUAUCAGCUUUUAAAUGAUUCUGGGCAUUUCUUCAUUCUCUGUACUAGACAUUUCGAAUAAGUAUUUCUUUGUACCAGGCAUUUUAAAAGAAUAUAUUUUUUUCUUCAAGGCAUUAUAAUUGGAUAUAAUUUCUUAGUACUGGGCAUUUUUAAUGGACAUAAUUUCUCGGUACUACAACAGUCUUGUUACAUAUUCUUUAAUGUUUACUUACCAGUUAUAUCUUUUACUAUGUAUAAAUUUAUAUUACCAAUAAGAAAACAGAACCAAAGAAUGAUGGUGUUUUUUUAGAUUAAACUUAACCUGUAUGGAGUUUUGUAUUCAUUUCUAGAACAGAUAAUUUUCAGGUAACAAUGUGCAAUAGUUGCUAUUUUGUCACACACAUAUAGCUAUAUAAUACUUACUCAGGGCAUUUGAAAAAAAAGUUACAGAAUACUGUAAGUAAAGAAAUAAGAAAAUUUAUCAAAAUGUUGUUUGAUGCAGAAAUAAAUGACAAAAAGAUUGUGAAAUAUCUCUCUGUUUAUAUUGUAAAAUAGGAUAAUAAAGACAAACUGUAGUUUGAACAAGAAUCUACACUGUUAACUAUUGAUGAAAUUAUAUUAUUUGUAUAUGUUAAAUUGUUAAAAGAUAUUUAUGAUAAAAUAUUUAUACUUGUAUGUGAUAUUUUGUUGUGCUCAAUUGUUAUAUAUUGGAUCUGCUGAGUAUUAGAUAAAGAUGAGCCGGAAGCAUGCUGCAUUGUCGGUUUGAUUAAAUGAAAUGCAAAUUACUAUUUGAUUUUAAAAAAAAAUAGUUUAAAUUUGUAAGAUGUAUGGUAGAAAAUGAAUAAAAAAACUUAAUAUUAAUCAA